UGUUGAAUCAACACACUCACAAACACACACACACACACACACACGCACGCACGCACGCGUGACCGCGCGUGUGUGUGACCGUCGGAUGUGGCACUGUUUGUUGUAGCACGUGCGCGAGUUUUGGGAUUAACCAAUGCGGAAGUGAAAUCUGUUUCAAUUUGUUUAUUUGUUUUUCCUUUGUGAUGACGUGUGUGAGCAGUUGCGCGCUCGUGCGUGUUUGGCGCUUCCUCCUCCUCCUCCUCCUCUUCCCUGUGUUAGGGCUUGCGGCCGGCGGCGCGGAGCAUGCUGGAGUCUGUCCCAACUUUCUGAACCCUCACCUGUGGGUGGACGCGCAGAGCACGUGCGAGAGGGAGUGCAACACCGACCAGGACUGUGCUAUCUUUGAAAAAUGUUGCACGAAUGUGUGUGGUCUGCUCAGCUGUGUGGCGGCUCGUUUCUCAGAUGAUUCGUUCCCACCCCUUGCUGCUCCUGAUGGCCAACCAGGUACAAAUGUGUCCUCUGUGGGUGGGGCCAGCUGCGAUGACUUUGUGUGCAGCCAGCAGGGGGCGGAGUGUGUGAUGUGGGCGGGUCAGCCAGUGUGUAAGUGUCAGGAUCGUUGUGAGAGCGAGCCCAGCUUCACCUGUGCCUCUGACGGCUUGACGUACUUCAACCGGUGUUACAUGGACGCUGAGGCAUGUGUUCAGGGCGUGACACUCACUGUGGUCACAUGCCGAUAUCACCUGUAUGCAAGCCCCACCCCAUCAGACACCACAGUCCCACCCACGCCCACUUCCUCUGCCCCUUUUCCUCCUACUCUCUACUCCAACCCCCAGCACCGGAUUGUUUACCUGGGUGGAACUGUUAGCUUCCACUGCGAUGUGAUUGGACAGCCAAAGCCUGAUGUCACGUGGGAAAAGCAAUCAGAGCAUCAGAUCAUGCGGCCAGAUCAGAUGUAUGGUAACGUUGUAAUCACCAACAUCGGACAGCUCGUAGUGUACAAUGCUCAGGUGCUUGACACGGGAAUCUACACCUGUGUUGCACGCAAUUCAUUCGGAGUUCUGCGUGCUGAUUACCCUCUUUCAGUCAUUCGGCGUGAUGAACGUGAUGUCUUUGAAGACUCUGAAGCGAGAAUGGAUAUUCCUGAGCAGCUGUUUUCUCCGUCUGACUGUUUGGUGAGUGUAGAACGGGGAGAGUGUGGUGAGAGCCAUGUGGACUGGCAUUACGAUGCCGUGGUUGGCUCCUGCCAGCCCUUCACACACGGAGGGUGUCUACGUGGGAGGAACAGAUUUGAGACGUACGAGGACUGUCGGACCUCCUGUGAGCGUGAGGAGAUGGCUGUGUGCAACCUUCCAGCCGUCCAAGGCCCCUGCAGGAACUGGGAGCCCCGUUGGGCUUACAAUGCCGUCACCAAGCUAUGCCAGGCCUUUGUCUAUGGAGGUUGCCGUGGGAACAGCAACAACUUUCGGACCAGGACAGAGUGCCAGGCGAGCUGCCCACAUCAGAGGUCACGACAAUGUAGGAGCUGCAGGCCGAAGGGCAGGUUGGUGCCGAGUCUGUGCCGCAGCGACUUUGUCAUCGUUGGCCGUCUCACAGAGCUGAUCGAGGACCUGAACUCGGGAAUUGCACGCUUUAGCCUGGAGCAGGUACUAUGGGAUGAGAAGAUGGGUCUGAAGCUGUUCAAGGCCCGAUAUCUGGAGGUCACACUGGUCCGCAUGGACUGGAGCUGCCCAUGUCCCAACAUCACCAUGCAGGAAGAGGGCCCCCUGCUGGUGAUGGGGGAAGUGCAGGAAGGCAUGGCCAUGGUGCUGCCUGACAGCUAUGUGAGACCCAUGUCGGACCGCAGGGUGAAGAAAGUCCAGGAUGUUCUGGCCAAGAAGACUUGUGAGAUGCUGCAGAGGUUUCAGGACUGAGCCUGUGUGUGCUAACUUUCUUAAACCCUUCACUGGAUCUUUACAUUUGCUGAUAUUGCAUUUCUAAAACAUCACACUAAGCUUUAUGGAGUAAUGACUAUGUAACUGAAACAUUAUUCCAACUGCUCUGCCUCCUGUGUUGUUCAGGUGUUCAUCUUAAUCUUUUAUGAAUAGUCUGUCUUUCUCUGUGAAGGACAAUAUGGAGGAUGUCUGGCUUAGAAAAUAACUGUACAGAUUUUAAUCUUCUUAUCUUGGGGCUACAUAGGCAGCCAGAUACCAAGUGAUUUGUUCUUGAGGUGUGUUAUGCAUUAUAAUGUACAUAAUAUGUUUCUCUGAUUCUCUCAGCUUUAUAUAUGUGUUUAAGUUGACUUCAAUUCUUCAUUACAAUAAAAACAGUAACAUAAACAGUAACUACAGCAGGUGUAGGAGAACCACAUACACAAUAAAGACCGUGAUGUAUAUUAGUAAUAUAUACUAUAUACAUGUUUAGUGUUUUAAAUCUUUAAUACGAGAUGUAGUAUAUAACCCUGUGUUUACAAUAGCAAGUGAGUAGUGGUCUGUACACACCCAACAAUAAGAACAGUAGUGGUCACCACACACUUAAAAAUGAGAGCUGUAGUUGUUAAUACACACCCAGAAGUGAGAACUGUAGUGGUCAGUACACACCCAGAAGAGACCGACUGCAAGCAACACUUGAGAGACUUGUUAGUGUGCUAGUGUGAAUGUAGAGUUUUGCAGUGUGUAUGGAAAUUAGGAACCGGAGAUAAAGUAUUCUUUGCCCGUCUGGUUUUGAAACUUUAUAUUUUUUUACCUGACAGACUACCAUGAUUUAUUCUGAUGUGUGUGAUUGUGACAUGGUGCCAUUGUGUGUGUAAACUCACACAGAGACUGUUCAGAGUCAGAGCAGUGUUAUAUAUCACUUUACACACAAAGCUCAAAAUAAAACUUGAGUUUUUGAUAU
Messenger RNA from Ictalurus punctatus (channel catfish), 2850 nucleotides. RefSeq names its product WAP, follistatin/kazal, immunoglobulin, kunitz and netrin domain containing 1 (gene wfikkn1). The record is from RefSeq and is a predicted model, not a curated record. The transcript is spliced from 2 exons. Gene Ontology annotation, cellular component: extracellular region. Gene Ontology annotation, molecular function: protein binding; serine-type endopeptidase inhibitor activity. NCBI's taxonomy places the organism in Eukaryota, Metazoa, Chordata, Actinopteri, Siluriformes, Ictaluridae. The coding region runs from base 183 to 1889 and encodes 568 amino acids.